Molecule: messenger RNA, 1965 nt
Organism: Westerdykella ornata
Lineage: Eukaryota; Fungi; Ascomycota; Dothideomycetes; Pleosporales; Sporormiaceae
Exons: 2
Coding region: 1-1965 (654 amino acids)
Molecular function (GO): protein binding
Source: RefSeq, a predicted model, not a curated record
AUGCGUCAAGGGCGAUACAGAUCCUUAGUGCGACGCAUAUAUGCACUGAGGCGUUCUCGGCCCACACUUGUGGACCUGGAGACAGUGCAGUCCCCUAUUCUUCGGAAUAUUAUAGGCUUUUCAGCGUUGGAUCGGAAGGCGUUUCCUGACAGAAGAAAGAAGGCCCAUCCUAUCACAAUCAAGCAUAACCCGCGAGUGGAGGCCUGGGCCGACAUACUACUUCAUGGUGUAGAAUCCGAUAAGGGAGACAAAGUGCUGCAGAAUUGGGCGGCGUUUGCCGAAGAAGAUCGUAAUACCUGGUGGGACCACCUGCUUUUCUACUUUCUGGCCAAACGGCCAGAUAUGGCAUUGCCCUUUGUUUACGCCCUUGCACAUGGGCCAGAAAUUACGACCAUGCGGCCCGAGUUUCUAGCCGACGCUCUGGAGCAUAUUGCAAGGCUUUGUCUUAUUGGUGCGAAGCGACCACACGCCCCGGAGGCCACAGACUUCGUACCUAUUUUCUCUUCCGUAUUCCGCAAGACCUUAGCGAGAUACCCUUCUAUCUGUUCGCAAAAUCUGCUUUGGACCCUUUCCCGUAUAUCAACGCCCGACGAUCUGGAGCAUGUCUUCAACUUGCUUAUAGAAAGUAAAGCUUACAUGGGAUUUGAUACCGUUCUUCACUUUGCGAAUGCUUUCAGCGCGUCCGGCAAUGCUCAGCACGCCCUCCGCUGUCUUCAUAGGAUCACGGAAGUUGCGUCGAGCAAGUCGGCUUGGGCAACAAUGGUCAACCGACGAAGGUUCAAGUGGAGCUGUGCUCUACUCCUUCGUAAAAGCGUUCGCAAUGGCAAAAACUAUCAUCUAACGAAUGACAUAGUUGCGAAAUUUCCCGACCUCGGCGUUAAAUUUGAUAUCACGUUGUACAAUGUCAUUAUGCACAACGCUAUGGAAGCCGGGGACUAUAAGACCGCGUUCCAGGUAUACAGCCUUCUUGGUGAAAAUGGGGUAGAGCCUGACAAAUACACGUACUCGAUCCUCCUCCACGGAUGUACUAUGACGAAACUAGCCAUGUUUGACGACUUUGCAGAGCACUGUGCAAAGGUUGCAGUCGAGUUGAAAGAUCCAUGGCUAGCUACCGAAUACCUCUUCUAUCUCUAUAUUCGACGUCAGGAGAUGGCCCCCGAACAGGCCCAAACGGCAGCUACCGUAGGUGGCGAGGCUGAUGCGGCCAGAAUGUCCCCUCCUCCCGCUGCACUGUUUAUAAUGCUCCAGGGAAAGAUCAAAAGCGCCUUUGGAUCCGGCCACACCCACGUCGCGAAACUUUAUCUCUACUUUGUCCGCCUCAUCAAGGAUCAAAAUCACCCCCUUCUGAAUGAGCUUGCCAAAGAACCGAUCAUAUGGAAUGCCUUUCUGGUCGCCUUCUGUCGGCAACAGCAAUUUCAUCAGGCCUCUGAUCUGAUCAAGACCAUGACGGAUAGCAAAGAUGAUUCCAUCCCACAGCCAAACGUCUACACUUGGAAUAUUUUCAUGCGAGCUUUCUUUCAAACCAAGCAAGUCCGGGCUGCCGAACGUGUUUUCGAUAUCAUGAAGAGCCGUGGGAUCGAGCCUAAUCAGGACACGUAUGAAGUUCUGGUCAAGGGAUAUGCAAAAGCGCAGCACAUUGAGAAGAUAGGGGAGUUCAUGGGACAUGUCUCCGAAGAGAAGCAACUUGAUCCUAAGUUGUUGCGGACUUUGAUGAAUAUCCAUGAUAGGGAGAGGCUGAUGCGUGCGUUGGAUGAGUCGAGGAUGGCCAAGGAGAGAGAAGAGAAGCAGAAACGGGAAGCGGAGAAGUUGGAAAGGGAACGGCGCUGGAACCUUCCACAACUGGGAUCGCUCCUUUCUGGAACCCGGCUAGCUCUGCCGAAGGCGUCUUCAAAAGCUACUUCAAAGGUCAAAGCACCCAAGGACGACGAUUCUGCUCCGCCAGUGCGGCGGGUGGCAGAGGGUUGA